Colletotrichum higginsianum IMI 349063 is the source of this 618-nucleotide messenger RNA. RefSeq lists its product as uncharacterized. The transcript has 2 exons. The record is from RefSeq and is a predicted model, not a curated record. Bases 1 to 618 code for a protein of 205 amino acids. NCBI's taxonomy places the organism in Eukaryota, Fungi, Ascomycota, Sordariomycetes, Glomerellales, Glomerellaceae.
AUGGCGCCUGAGCUUUACAUCCCGCCCUGUAUGCGCUCGCCGGCCCAUCCCCUUCAUCCGCCGCCCCUGAACAAGCCACUCCGCAUCCAAAUCGAGGGCCCGCUGGUGUCCGUCCAGAAGCUCUUUCCAGAAGCACCGUGGCAUGUCAGUGAGAUCCCAACGUCAUUCCCGCAGCCGGCUGGGCCAUUGCUAGCAAGACUGGCGUACCGAACAAUUUAUGGCCACGAGGUUCGCCCCAACGUUCCAAACGACAUCAUUGUGCGUGAUGAAUAUUUAGGCUGGGUCAGGGAAGCAAGACCGUUAAACCAAAUUGACUAUUAUGGUGUCACUUUCGAACAUUUGGUCCCCGCAGAUGAUCCGGAUCCUGAGGUGUUUCAAAUUAACAUCAUAGAGAUGGACGAUGACGAGGGGGAGUACGCGAAUAAGUAUCUUCCGUUUCGGGUGGACUGGAGAGAGUUCACGGGCAAGAGGAUCCUCGCUGUGCCGAGAUGCUGCCAACUCAGAAAGGGGACAACAGAUCGGUUGAGAAUAAACGACGGAGUGAAGCGAAGAGAGGAUUACGCGAACGAGCAGGAAUCUUUUAAUGCAAAGAGUCAGUCUGGAGUCUUUGGACCAUAG